Molecule: messenger RNA, 1101 nt
Organism: Hymenoscyphus albidus
Lineage: Eukaryota; Fungi; Ascomycota; Leotiomycetes; Helotiales; Helotiaceae
Source: the annotation of a GenBank genome assembly
CCAUACCAAGGUGCUAUAUGGUUUCCAGCUAUAAAUGUAGCAGCAGUACACACAACAAAUCUUCCACCAUCCUCAACAUCCGAUAAAAUGCAAAGUAUCCUACAAGAAAGCACCAGCCAUUCCACCCCAUGGUACACAGAUGAUCCUCGACCAACACAUCUCACGCCCGAUAUUUGCGGCUUUUUCGAAGAGUACUCUGGAAUUCAAGGCGCAGAAAUAGCCGCACUUGUCCUCAAAGUAGUAAGUAUCGCAGCAAUUGCUUACCACCCCAAUCAAAAUCCCAGGCCUCGAGGUAGCACAUUGCCUACUCACCGCUAUACAUUUGGUGUCACUGUGCUUCUCAUGCAAAGCUAACGCCAGUAAUCUUUAGCGAGAGAAGGCCUGGCACAUUCGGCCCUACCCAUGUAUCGGCAGUUUUGCGUUCCUUGAUUUCUGUUUGCGGGACUUGCCAAAUUACGCCGCCUUGCUACGGCUUCUGAAGACCGGUGGCAGGAAAUUUGUAGAUCUGGGGUGCUGUUUCGGGCAGAAUAUGCGUUGGCUGGCGAAGGAUGGAGUCUCACCUGAUGCUAUGAUUGGUGUGGAUCUUCUCCCCGAUUUCUGGGACUUGUCCUUCGAUAUGUUCAAAGAUAGAGACAAAAUGGGUUCGAGACUAAUUGUCGGCGAUGUUCUGCAUGACGGACAAUGUAAAGAGUUAGGAGAAUUGGAGCGGAAUGUGGAUGUUGUUUUUGCAGGUAAUCUCUUUCACUUAUUUGGAUGGGAUGACCAAGUCAAGGUUGCCACUAGAGCUGUUCAAUGGUCAAGAGGUCCGGGGAGUAUUAUCUGCGGGGAGAUGAUUGGUAUGGUUGAAGCAAGGUCAAAACUAUCUGGAUGGGGUGAAUCAGGAACUACUCACUUUUGGCAGGAUGAGAAGAGUUGGAGGAUCCUAUGGGAGAAGGUGGAAGGAAUUACCGGUACGGCAUGGGAUGUUUGGACACACAGUGUGAGGACUAGUGAGUUGGGCGACUGUUACAGUUACAUGGGAGAUUCCACGACUAAGAUGCGAUUUGUAUGUACUCGAAACUCCUGAGCUCUGAAUAGAGCCUCUUUUAUGUUAAAUUGUAU